AUGAACUUGAGCUCGGCAAUUCACUAUAAAUCUCAAAUUCUUAACCCUCGGUCUCCAUCCGAUAUCCUCGUUAGAACAUCUAAAGGAGCGAUACUGGGGAAACAUGUCAACCUUGGUAAUGAUCAAGAACAGCUCUAUUAUGGUGAAGCGGACAUCUUUCUUGGAGUACCAUAUGCCAAACCACCUGUUGGUGAAUUGAGGUUUAAGAAACCAGAGGAAGUGGAUACUUUCAAUGGGGUUUGGGAUGCCACCAAGUUCGCUCCCAGAUGUUUAGAACUGAACAUGAGCGAAGACUGCCUCUACCUGAAUAUUUUUACCCGACAAGCGUCGAAUGCAAGAAGCAAUCCUGUGAUGGUUUUUAUCAACGGUGGUAAUUCGUUUACAACAGGCGGAAGCAAUCCAAAACACAUUAAAGGAACGAUUAGGAACUUUGUGAUGAAAGACAUUGUUGUAGUUACUAUUCAGUAUCGACUUGGUGCUUUAGGUUUUUUCACUACACACAGCGACGAAUUUCCACCCAACCUUGGAAUGUUAGAUCAAGUGAAAGCACUUGAAUGGAUCAAAAAAGAGAUAUCACAUUUUGGUGGCAAUCCUGAUGAGAUAACGCUAUGUGGGCAAAGCAACGGAGCAUGUAGUGUUAGUGCACACACUUUGUCUCCUGUUUCACAGAGACUGUUCAAAAGAGCAAUUCUCCAAAGCGGAAGUAUUCAAGGUUCACCACAGAUCAUUCCACCCAAAACCCCCCUGCGAAUGACAGUAAUACAAGUCCAAAUAAAUCUGCAAAAAUGUUUCUUCCUUCAAACAAAGAGCAGAUUGCUUCAGGCCUGCAAUAUGACAGCAGAAGAAUGGCGAAAAGGACAAAUUCAAAAGCUUCAGUCAUGCCUUCACAACCUCACAUUUGACGUAUACUUGAAAGUAGAUGGGACUCGUACGAGUGCCUGGAUGAUAGUGCAAGACAAUUAUUUCAUGCCUGACACAGUAGAAAAUUUAGCAAAAAAGCGUCCGAAUAUACCAAUUAUCAUAGGAACUGUCCAGGAUGAAGAUGCUAGCUAUGGUAGCUACCUCCUUAGACAAAACUCCAAAAACUUUUUAAUUUUACAAAGAAAAAAUAUAAAAGGAGAUACUCUCCCUACAGCUGUAGCACAGAUCUCACAAAUUUCUCAAACACAGAACUUCCCUGGUCACUUCCAACAGCAUUACGUUAUCCAGUUAAACUUCCCAUGUCAACUUGACCCUCCUUGUAAAUUUAAUGCAGACAACACACCGAUAGGUGGUCAGGUAGACAGAAUUCAAAACAGUCCUGCAGUACCAGUAAUUCAGAGCCAAAAUCAGCCGCCCCAACAUAACGAUUAUGCACCCGCUAAUCCAAAUGUUUAUUAUAAUAGCAAUCAGAAUCACGGACAACCUAACACGAUCCCCAUUUCCAGUUACCUGCAAGACUAUAGCCCAGAAAAUCCUGCGCUUAUUCCAAACAGUGGAAGAAACGACGGUGUAUUUCUAACUCCAAAUACUCGACAAAUAGGACCCCCUCCAGUCCAGUCCUACCAGAAUGCAAGAAUUCCACAAAACGUCGACAGAAAUUCAGUAAUUGAUAGCCUGAAAACCAUCACGCAAGUGAGUGAUUUUCAAAUGGAAACAACAAUGUUCGUGUUACAGUUCCAUGAAAUUUUUGACCUCUGCGACCUUUUAGCUGUUUACCAAGGUGUCGAUGUUCUAUUUUUAUGGAUGGACGAAGAUGCUUGGUCAGACCCGACUAAAGUUACUUCCAAAGAUAUCGAAGUGGCUAACGACCUCAGCAACAAAUGGGCUGAAUUUGUGAAAACAGGAGUUGUGUCUAACUGGCAGCCUACUACGCAACAACAGUAUCAGUAUUGCCGUUUAAAUAACAACCCACAAAUGCAAGACAACUAUGGCGAAAAGGCACGACAAGUAUUUAAGCAAUUUACAUCACGAUCAGCAAAUUCGCCGGUAAACUCUCCAUAUGGCCAACGUAUGAAACAGUUAUAA
Molecule: messenger RNA, 2007 nt
Organism: Enterobius vermicularis (human pinworm)
Lineage: Eukaryota; Metazoa; Nematoda; Chromadorea; Rhabditida; Oxyuridae
Source: the annotation of a GenBank genome assembly